Molecule: messenger RNA, 1232 nt
Organism: Vigna unguiculata (cowpea)
Lineage: Eukaryota; Viridiplantae; Streptophyta; Magnoliopsida; Fabales; Fabaceae
Source: RefSeq, a predicted model, not a curated record
UGAUUAUGGGGGAAGUAGAUUGCAGAGUUCGACUUAAACUUGUUCUCAUUCUCUCCUUUUGUUGCCUUCCAAAUUAAGACCGUUAAUUUUCUUCUAACUCUUCCAAAAACUUUUCUCUGUCACACCCUCAUUCCAUUUCUUCCAAAAAGUUUGCAUCUUUCGAACAUACUCAUGGCCCGAAACCCGGAAUCCGAAACCGGGUCGGGUCUGAGGAAGAGAAACGGAACGACCAUCUCCGAGUUGAUUUCCGAGCUGCGCGACUCGUUCCUGACUAGCGACUUUGACCGAAUCGAGAAGGUGCUAUUGGCGCGGGAAGAGAGGCUGGAGGCAGAGCUCGACAAGAAGGAGAGAGAAAUUGGGUCCCUCAAAGAAAAAAUCGCUAUUGAGAGGUUGGGGAGGAUCAAUGCGGAGUUGGAACUGAAGAAGCUGAGGCAAAAGAAGGUAGCGAUUAGUGAUACUGGGUUUGGUUUGGGUUGUGAGACUGUUGUGAAUUGGGAAAAAUGCAAUGUUGAUGGUGGUGGUGAAGUGGAAGGUGGAAAGGUUGGAGCUUUGGGGAAAAAGGAGAGAAGGGUUGCUGCAUUGGAGAGUAAGAAGGAGAGGGAUGUUUGUGAGCAGAAGAAGGAAGUGGUUGGAAUCAGUGGCUCUGUGUCUUUGAAGACAGAUGAAGGUGGUUUAGGUGCUUCAGGGGGCAAAAUUGAUGUUACUAUAGGAAGUGAUGUAGAUGAAGCAACAUUGGACAAGAAAGAGACCAGUAAUGACCAUCGAAGUUCAGCAGCAGCAUUCCAGAAAAAUCUUCUGAGUGGAUUGACUGCAAGCAUUGGGAAUCUGAAAAGGAAAUUUGUUUCUUCGCCCAAAUUAGAUGCAAAUGUCUUGAAGGGCUUAGAUAGUGAUGCUUCCUCUUCUAGUUCCAGUUCCAGUUCCAGUUCUAGUUCUUCUAGUCCAUUUGAUAUGGAUAGUCUACCUAUUUCAAACAAUAAGAAAGCUAGAGCAGAUGCAACUAGUCUUAGACUGAAUUCAUUGCAAAGGUAAAGAGGCCGAACAUAGAUGUAGGGUAAUGAAAAUACUUGGCACAGAAACAUUUUGAUGUAUAGAUCACAUAAUUAAGGGUGGGAAAAGGGAAAAGUGCGUGGUGGUGUUCGGGUUUUUCUUGUGGUAUAUGUGGGAAAUUUUUUGGUAGAUAAGUAAUCAUUAGAGUAGUUUGUUUAAAGUUAUAAAAUUGAAUAUGUUUUGCA